UGUAGCCUCGCGGUUCUGUCUUCCUGUUUGAGUGCCGCAGCUGGAAAAAUGGCAGCUGAUACAGGGAGAUACAGGAGUGCAGUUAGCAAAAACAAAGACCCUUCUGGUCUUCUCAUCUCUGUCAUUAGGACUCUAUCCAGUAGCGAUGAUGUGCAGGACAGGGAGACGGAGAAGAGUCGUCUGGAGGAGGCUUUCGAGACGUGUGAUCGGGAUUUAGACGAGCUGAUUGUUCAGCAUUAUGCCGAACUCACCACUGCCAUCAGGACCUACCAGAGCAUCACAGAGCGUAUCACCAGCUCCCGCAACAAGAUCAAACAGGUCAAGGAGAACCUCCUGUCUUGUAAGAUGCUGCUUCACUGUAAAAGAGACGAGUUGAGGAAGCUGUGGAUAGAAGGCAUCGAGCACAAGCAUGUUCUUCAGUUGCUGGAUGAGAUCGAAAGCAUCAAGCAGGUCCCUCAACGCCUGGAAACUUACAUGGCAAGCAAGCACUACCUUCAUGCCACAGACAUGCUGGUGACAGCUGUGGAGUCCUUAGAAGGCCCCUUGUUGCAAGUAGAGGGCCUUGGAGACCUGCGCCUGGAGCUCCACACCAAGAAGCUCAACAUACACUUGGUGCUCAUUGAUGAGCUGCACCGCCAUCUGUACAUCAAGUCCACAAGUCGCCUGGGGCACAAAAACAGGGACAAAAAUGCUGCUAGGCUUCCAGGCUCCAUGGCCAAAGAUGCAUCUCCAAUACCUGUGUUAGAUGUCGGCAGCCUGUCUACCCCACGCAAGCUUUUGGAUUCAUCUCAGUUUAGCACACCUGGAUCCAGCAGUGUGCAUGAACUGCAGCAAGAUAUUCGGGACUUAAACCAGUCAGACCUUACUGAGGGGGACCCAGAGGAGAACAGUGCUGAGUUCAUGGGCAUCCUUAUCAGGGCUCUGGCCAAGUUGAAGAAGCUUCCAGAGACCAUUAAAGCCAUAAUGGAACGGCUGGAACCUGAGCUGAAACAGAUUGUCAAGAGGUCUACCACUCAGAUAGCAGACCAUGCUUACCAAAGGGGAGAAAACCUGGCCCAGGAGAGCCAGCCAAGGCUUCUGCUGGAACUGCUUGAGCUCUUGUUCGAUAAGUUCAAGGCAGUGGCCCAGGCUCACAGUGUGGUGCUUACCCACCUGAAACACAUCGGGGUGCAGGCCCAAGAAGAGGGCAUCAAGCUGUACGAGCAAGCAGAUGUCUCUGCUAAGAUCCAGACUGUACUGCAGGUUCUGCUUAUGGAGUAUUUGGAUGUGAAGAACAGCCGCAGUGCUACGGAGCCCUCAGCUCAGCACUCCUAUGCGAGCACUGGCAGUGAGUUUGCUGCCUUUUUUGCAAAGAAAAAGCCACAGCGUGCCAAGCAGUCGCUCUUCAAGUUUGAAUCAUCAUCCCAUGCCAUCAGCAUGAGUGCCUACCUGAGAGAACAGAGGCGAGAGCUCUACAGCAAGAGUGGAGAAUUACAAGGUGGCGCUGAUGACAACCUGAUUGAAGGAGGAGAAAUGAAGUUUGUGUGUAAGCCAGGUGCGAGGAACAUCACUGUAAUCUUCCAGCCUCUUCUCAGAUUCAUUAAGGAAAUAGAGAUGAACAUGGGGCCAGGUCAAGCCAAGCAGUGCCAGCUUCGAGCUUUCCUCACUUACUACAUUAAUGAUCUGUUCCUUAACCAGGUACGGACAGAGAUUAAUAAGGAAAUCGAGGCAGUUAGCAAGGCAGCUGAUCCUCUGAAGAUUCUUGCCAAUGCUGAUACCAUGAAGGUUCUCGGUGUCCAGAGACCCCUACUGCAGAGCACAGUGGUGGUGGAAAAGGCCAUCCAGGAUCUGAUGAGCCUGAUGCAGGACCUGAGUGCCUACUCCAACCAGUUCCUUGAGAUGGUCUGCGACAAGCUCAAGGAGUACAAAGAAAUCUGCAACACAGCCUACAGGGGCAUCGUCCAGUGUGAAGAAAAGCUGACCAUCAGUGCUUCCUGGGCUAAAGAUGAAGACAUCAGUCGUUUGCUCCAGUCCCUCCCUAACUGGGCAAAUAUGGCCCAGCCCAGACAGACCCGACAGAAGAGAGAGGAUGAAGAAGACUUCACCAGGGCUGCUUUUGCUAAGGAGUCAGAGGUGCUGACUGGGAACCUCGGAGACAAGUUAAUCCCACAGAAUGAGAUCCUGCGUGAUGUCAGUGACCUCAAGGCACUGGCCAACCUUCACGAGAGCAUGGAAUGGCUUGCCUGUCGCCUCAAGACGUUCUUCGCCACACUGCCUCACGCAUCCAACAGCCAGGUGGUUGGAGAGAGUGAACGCAGCAGGGAGCAGAUUCUCCAGACCCUCAACGACCUGUCCAGGGGCUUCCAAGAUAUUGCAGACCGUUGCCUGCUGGUGCUGCAUCUGGAGGUCAGGGUGCACUGUUUCCAUUACCUGAUCCCCCUGACCAAACAAGGAAAUUAUGCCAUUGUGGCUAAUGUUGAGAGCAUGGACUAUGACCCUCUGGUGGUCAAACUGAACAAGGACAUCUCAGCCAUAGAGGAAGCCAUGGGGGCCGCCUUGCAGCAACACAAGUUCCAGUAUAUUUUUGAAGGUCUUGGUCAUCUGAUCUCCUGUAUUCUGAUCAAUGGGGCUCAAUACUUCAAGAGGAUCAGCGAGUCUGGCAUCAAGAAAAUGUGCAGGAACAUUUUUGUCCUCCAGCAAAACCUCACCAACAUCACCAUGUCCAGGGAGGCAGACCUCGACUUUGCCAGGCAGUACUAUGAGAUGCUGUACAACACUGCGGAUGAGCUGCUGAACCUGGUGGUGGACCAGGGUGUCCGCUACACAGAGCUGGAGUACAUCAAUGCCCUUUCCUUACUCCAUCGCAGUCAGACAGGUGUAGGUGAUUUGAGCACUCAAAACACCCGGCUACAGAGGCUGAAGGAAAUCAUCUGUGAGCAGGCCGCCAUUAAACAGGCCACCAAGGAUAAGAAGAUCACCACAGUGUAAUGAUAAAGCAAGGACGUGGCAUUCAGAGGGAGAUGACCAUUGAAAAGGAACAGCAAUGCAUUUUUCAGUGCGAUGAACUCUGGCGUGUUUUUGUUUCUUUCAAAUUUUUGUUGCACAAAUACGUGAUGUGUUUUAGAUUUGAGAUUUUGGUUAGAAAACGCAAAAAGAUGUUUGCUUUAGACACAAGAUCUGGAAAUCUGUUGAUGGAAAGUGUGUCAUCUACAUUUCAUACUUCCUAAUGAUGAUGAAACACACUCUAGUCAAGUUUUGACAAAUAGAUAUGGAUUUUUUUUUUACUUAUAUGAGCUUAUGUGAAUUGACUGACUCUACAUGGGAAGGGAGGUGACAACUUGCAUAACUGCAAGCCUUGCAGGUCCAUUGGUCCAUGUAUCUAUGUCACAAAGCAGCCUAUAUUGUCAAUUUCCGCUAUUUAAAUCACAUAAUAAAUGCAGCGCACACGCCCGGACUCUUAACAGUGCUUUGCUCACCAUGACUACAUCUCCAGAUAAAGGGCGAUUGUCUUGGACACUCACCCGAACUUAGUCCUCAUCUCAUCUCAUUUUCCUAUUAGAUCUAAACUGCUGCUCUCAAUUACACCUCUUUCUCUCCUCUCCUGGCAGCCCCAUGGGCCCACUGAUUCUGUCUGCAAUAACAGAUGCCAGAUUAGACUGUCUGAAUGAGGCCACAUCUUCCGCCUGCUGCCAAUUUGGGUUGGUCCCCUAUGAUUUCCCUAGCUGACGAUUGUAUCAUAGCUAUGGUUGUUAAAAAUCUGUUAUCUUUUUUUUCCUCAUAGUUCGUGCAGUAAAGUUGUGCGACUAUUGUGGAAAGUUGUGAAUCAAUUAACAUAUUAUUUUGCAAAUUGGACAAAGAGACCACAGUGGAACGACUCUGCUUUUUUGUGCUAAGGCACAUAUGUGGCUGUACAAACCAAAACUAUGCAAUGCUGAAUCUUUAUUUUGCCAUUCAAACUGCAUGUGCUCAAUCCUAUAAAGUGAGCUAAACAUAUAAACUCAAGAGACGAUCACAAAUCAUUCCCUUCCCCACAAUCCUCCUUGUUUUUAGUUCAUUAACUUGGGGGAGAAGUACUUAACAAGAGGGGGAGAGGGAAAUGGGAGCCUUGUCAAUACACUGGGCCCAGCGCUGGUCUCCCUGAAGCCCACAGAGCAAUCCAUCAUAAUGACACAUAGGCUGGGAUCGAUGGGAAAACAACUGCGGAGCUGCUGAGUGGUUCGCCUACCACUCUGAAACGUACACUUGGUGUAAAAUCUAAAAUCUGCUCAUUCAUCUGUUCACUUCAGAGUUACUUUUAUAAUGUUAUACAUGGAAAACUUUAUUUCAAUGCUAAAUGACUCUGUCAGGGCCGUGCCAUUCACAGAUGCUGUUAGACUCCUAUUAUGCUGCAUAAAUAUAGCCCAUAAAAUUCUGGAAUAAUGCUCUUAUAUGUAUUUGAAAACCACUCCUGUCCAUUCUUUUUAUUCCUGAAUUACACUUGCAAAAAGGUUCUUUUACUGUUACCCGUAUCUCACCUGCUUUUCUUUGCAAUUGAUCUAAAUUUUGCACAUCUGUUUAAAGAACUGAUUUUAUGUUUGGCAUAGAAAUGCAUUGAAUUCUGGCUUUAGUGGUUACCAGGCCUAUUUCUUGAUCUGGUUCUGAAGUGUCAUAAAUGCUCUGAAAUGUAUCUAUUCUAAAUGAAGCACUCACAAUUUGACAGUGCAUACACUAAAAAAUAAAUUCUUCAAAUUCCA
This is a messenger RNA of Maylandia zebra (zebra mbuna), 4712 nucleotides long. RefSeq names its product exocyst complex component 4 (gene exoc4). The record is from RefSeq and is a predicted model, not a curated record. Lineage: Eukaryota; Metazoa; Chordata; Actinopteri; Cichliformes; Cichlidae. Gene Ontology annotation, biological process: exocytosis; Golgi to plasma membrane transport; chemical synaptic transmission. Gene Ontology annotation, cellular component: synapse; growth cone membrane; exocyst.